CACGGAACACACUCUCAAGACGGCACCGACGACGGGACGCCAUGGGGCCUCCACGACCAUUUACCCUGAUGUGGCAACGAAUGUUUGGCAACACAUCCCCAUUCUCUCCCAUGUUCUGAUUUUUUACACCCAAAGAGAGAAGGAGAGAAAAAGCGAUGCGCCGACCAAUGCAACACCGAUAGAACCGCUCGGUACCCGUUCUUUCGCCAAUCGCCGUGAUCUAGUGAUCUGGGCUUGUCUUGGGUGUUCCUUCCGACGCCUGCCCGACGCCCCUCCGAACGCCGCUCCGCCGGUUCGGUACGACGCAUUGGUACGACUCGUCGGAUCUGGACCGAGCAUCGCAUUCAUCCCCAUCGUACUUCGUACCCCAUCCCCUCUCUGUAGACGCUUCUUUAAGUCCCGUCUCGGGCCUUCCCUUCCGCCAUGGACGACCAACAGCCCUUCAUGACUAUCCGGACGAGGAGGCCAGCAAACGACGAGCACAGCAUGAGCAGUAGUGCCGACUCUGCCUAUGGCUCGGCCACCGAGGGCACUCCACCGGCAACCCACGAUAUCAGCCGAGUGAGCUACCAUGUGAAGCACAUCGACAGCUUCGCCCAGGCUCUCCAGCAUUCGGCCACCAGGGCAUUCCCCAACCGCGGCAACUCAUCUCAGAGGUACACCAAGGUGCAAGCCCUCUUGCUACACUGGAAAUCUGAUGACUUGUUUGUGCUGCCCGAGCUUGAGGACUUGGAGAAAUGCUUCCGUGAUUACUACAACUUCUCGACCGACAUCUUCUCAAUCCCUUCCGAGAACUCCCAUCUGGAGCUGAUGCUCAAGAUUGGCGACCUGGUCAAGCAACACGAAUCUGACGAGACGCUGUUUGUCGUCUACUAUGCUGGCCACGCCAGGAUAGACGAGUCACGACAGAGCACCUGGUGCGCAAACCGCCACCCCGGGUCUCCUUGGCUCCAAUGGUCGGCCAUCCAGACCCUCCUCGAAAGGUCCGUCUCGGAUGUCAUGAUCCUCCUCGACUGCUGCGCUGGCGCUGCAAGUGCCACCUUCCCGACUGGCAAGAGCAUUACGGAAACCAUCUCAGCCUCUAGUUGGGAUGCUAUCGCACCCGAUCCGGGGAGGUAUUCCUUCACCAAUGCCCUAAUCGAAGUCCUCGAAGAGUGGCGUCAACGGACCUUCUCCGCCGCAAUGCUCCACGCCGAGAUCCUGGCCCGUCUAAAGCACCCACGGCCCAUCCUAAUCAAUGGGAAACAUUUCGAAGCGCGGUCCACGCCGGUCCACUUCAUGAUGACUUCCAACCACAGAGCACCCAGCAUCGAGCUCUGCCGCCUCGUCCCCAGGAAACAGAUGCCCCCGUCCCCGCCGAAUGAGCUGGCCUACUGGGGGCAGCCGUCCCACCCGAGGAUGAUCGAAGGGAGAAACCCGGACGAGCCUCACGUACUGAUCUCCCUAGCCCUUGAGGACGACCAACGAUUGGACUUGAACGACUGGGAAACCUGGCUGGGGGCGUUCCCCGCCAUUGCAAAAUAUGUCAAAGUCCAAGGUGUCUUCAAGAGUCACUCGACCAUGCUGUUGUUAUCGCUCCCCGUCAUGGUUUGGGAUUUCCUCCCCGAUGACCCGGCUUGCUCUUUCGUGGCCUUCAUCCGGUCAAACAACCUCCUUGGAGCUCAGCAGUCAACUCGUGAGCCGCAGGCUUCGCAUGUCCCGGUUCCGGACCACGUCCCAGUCUCGGACCCGGUACGCGAUGAUGCAGAGUCCUAUCUGUCUGGGACAACCUACGGACCAACUGAGAGCCUGAAUCUCGCCCGGUAUACGACCACUAGCUCCAACCUUCAUCGAACUCACUCUGCUGUUUCUGCCCCGUACCGAGAGUCCCACGCAGACCUGAGGAUGUCUCCGCGGGCCGGAGCCGCGGUGGGCUCUCGACUAGACCAUACCACACCUGACUCUUUCUCGCAUCUUGGGCAAAACUCCAGCCUACGACCCCAGCCGUCAUCAACUAGCCUUGAGGAUUACUUUCUCAAAGAUCCGGAACCGAAUAUAGCCGUUGUCGAACAUCUUGCGUCAAAUCUUGGCGUCGAGACGGCAGAUAUUCAUGGUGUCCUCCUUGUCGAUCUGCGAUCCUCAACCGACUUCGAGAGAUCCCAUGUUCACCACGCCGUUAACCUGCGCGCGCCCUUGAGCUUCGUCGAAAAUACCUCGCUCGAGAUGAUCGAGGACACCUUUAUGGAUGACCAGAGCCGCCGCAGCUUCAGCAAAUGGUCACAGUUCAAGUGCAUCGUGUUUUACGACAGGGUUAUCGAGUUCGACUGGGAAUGCCCCGUUGCCGACGCCUUGUACACCAAAUUACGGCGAAAGGGCUGGCAGGGCCAGUGCUUCAUCCUCAAGGGCCAUUACCGAGAAUUCUCGGCCUCGUUUGACAAGUACAUCAGCGGGUCCAAAAUGACUAGUGAAGCCAAGGACUACCUCGACAGUCUCCGGCAGCAGUCCAGCCCGACAGAGGAGGAGGCUAUCAAGCGAGACCAGGACUACCACGAGUGGUUGGGCGCAUUCGCAAGCCAACAACGCACGCCGACGGCGGAUCUUAUCCCAACGAGAAAGUUCGAACGGAGAAGGACAGUGGAGCAACAUCAAAGGGAGCUCGAGAUCGAGUUCGAGGCUCGCUUCCCCGCGCUGUACAAAAAGGCGCAAACCAUGCGCCCUGCUACAACGUUUGACGACACUCCCUCCCCUCCGCCGCGGUCUCCACCUCCUCCUUUCCCUAGCGGCGCAAAGCGGAGCCAGUCCUUCAAGGACGUGGAUUGGGUGGGGCCAGGAAAGUUGGACGACGACGACGACUUCGACUUACGCAAAGGGCCACUUGUCGGGCCGCUUGCUAGCGGAUUAGACAAGAUGCGUGAAGCCGGCAAUCUCCCGCGGUCCAACUCUGGGACUUCCUUCAAGAGCUACCACGACGACUACCCCGUAAAGGGUAAGUUGGAUUACUUUGGCGACGACUACGAGCAUGAUUACGACGAGAUCGACCCCAAGAGCGAGGGGUUGGGCAACGAUCCUGGGUUCCAGAAGGCUGGUGUCCCAGCUGGGACGGAGGUGGGUGCUGGGGCUAUGGUCAAGCACGAAAGGGGAGGAGAGGACACAUUGAAGAAGCCCGCGAAGAAGCGGCCACAGAUCUGGGAGAGGUUGAGGAGUGGCGGGACAAAGUGA
This is a messenger RNA of Chaetomium fimeti, 3198 nucleotides long. RefSeq lists its product as uncharacterized. The coding region runs from base 424 to 3198 and encodes 924 amino acids. The record is from RefSeq and is a predicted model, not a curated record. NCBI's taxonomy places the organism in Eukaryota, Fungi, Ascomycota, Sordariomycetes, Sordariales, Chaetomiaceae. The transcript has 9 exons.